Molecule: messenger RNA, 2708 nt
Organism: Westerdykella ornata
Lineage: Eukaryota; Fungi; Ascomycota; Dothideomycetes; Pleosporales; Sporormiaceae
Exons: 5
Coding region: 229-2238 (669 amino acids)
Source: RefSeq, a predicted model, not a curated record
UCAUCAAGAUUGACCGCACGCGCCGUGAACUUGAGCUGGUGAGGGUGAAGUUGACUGCAGACUGCCCUACACAAAUAACUGGGCCCUAUUAUCUCCGUGUAAUCGAAUCAGGAAAGAUUACCUCAUGCACGCCUAGCCGUGCGCGUAGGUCGCCAUUCUUGACCGCAAUCCCCAGGGCCCCUUCCGCGCAACCCAACGCUUGCGACACCAACCGCCAACCCCGUCACCAUGACAGACUCAGACUCUUCCACCUUGUCUUCACCUCCGUCGACUGACGACGAAAUGCCCAAGGUCCUUGCGACCGCGAAGCCUUCCGCGGCGAGGCCUGAGAAGAAGCACAAAAAGAAGGGCACCAUCCUAUCCUUCUUCAACAAGAAGUCGCCCUCGCCCGUCCGCAGGAAACGUCCGGCCUCUCCGCCGCAUGAGAUGGCUCCCGAAGACAACCCUGAUAUUCCUUUCAUUGUCAUGUUCCGAUCAAGAUUUUCAGACGCAUUCCCGCCUAAAACGCCUCAUUUCGGCCCCCAGGACCUCGAAAGGGGAGUUGCUGAAGUGGUCCCUUCCCCCCAGGUCGAGACGCUGCUCUGCUCCCUCCUCGCGCUCCUCCUUAACAGGAAGAAACCCAUCGAGAAAGGUCACUAUGGUCGCGCUCUCGAAGAAGCCAUCCAAACGCAUAAGUCGCAAUGGCCACGCGCAUGGAACGGUGUGAACCCCAUAACUGGUGGCCGCUCGUUCAACACCAUGUCGUCGACGGAGCGACUCACUCUGCUCAAGACCCUUGUCCUCUGGAGCCUCCACGAUUCGGACGUGGUCAACAACAUGAUAAAAGAAGGCUACAAGACGCGAAAUAGCAAAGAUAAAGUCGAUGCGCACAUUCCUCUCUCCGUACAACCCUGGGGUCGCGACGGCGAUGACCGCCGGUACUGGCUGAUUGAAGGCCAAGACGAUACACCUUUCCGCGUCUACCGCGAGAGCAAUCCUAAGUUGAAGAAUGUUACGUGGUGGAGCGUUGCUGGGUCUAUUGCGGAAAUUCGCGCUCUUGCCGACAAGCUUCACGACGAGGAUGGCACCAGAGAUGCGAAACAGUUGGCUGAGAAGAUGCGCAAUGCUAUUCCACGUUUUGAGGCUACAGAAGAGAAACGCAAGCGCCGCGAAUAUAGGCUGAACCGCCAGGCUGCGCUCGCUCAACCUGUCUUCUCCCUCUACGAGGGCCGAACACGCGGCAAGCGCAUGAAGUAUACAUUUUCUGACGAAGAGGAGGAAUACGCUGGCGCCCUUGGGAUUCGACGGUCGAACCGAAACUCUGGAAGGGAGACUCCAGCAGCACCCGCCCCGACCGUGACCGCCAGUGGUCGUCACGUGAAAUCCCGAGCAACUGGAAUGUACGGCGAAUCUCUCCUCAGCGGCCAGCAAACUGACCGAACAUCGCCUGCCACCGGAGACUAUGUUCGAUCCGAAGCUUCCGAAGAACCAAAUGCCGGUCAUGGUCGCGCUACCCGAGCCAAUGGCAGGAGCACCACCAAUGGUUUCCGUCCAAGUCGCAAACACAUUGAAACGUACAAUUCCGUUGACGAGAUGGACGACGAGGAUGUCACAUCAUGGGAUGGAGGGGAUGAAGACGAGGAAGAAGCGGACCAGAUGGACUUGGAUGAUGAGGAGGAGGAAUCGGUCAGUGUGACUACAGAAGACGAGGAACGCCGAAGUCUGAUUAUCUGCUUGCGAUAUCCUAAAGGGUCGAAGAUCGCUUCCGAAUCUGCUGCGUCGACAGGACAUGAACACGAUUCUUCUACAGCCGCUAUGCCUGAGGUGAAGGAUGAACCCACUGCGUCGUCCACUGCCACACCGCCGCAGCAAUCCGAUCUCAAACCCGUCGUGGGGCAGGAUACCACACUCCCAGCAACUCCCACGAAUCCUCAACCCUCGUCCGAACUCUCGGCUCCUAUUCCUCAGGUUCCCCAGGACGGACAGGAGCCAGCAACAUCCACCUCACUCCGUCCGCCCAGCCAGCAGGGCCUCCCGCAACCUGCACCUGCCCCUUCUGCGCAAAACGGACUCUCACCCAGCCAACCGACACCCCAGCGCAGACACGACGCCAGUGCUCCCCAGGCCGCGAAACCGUACAACCCUCCAGAGAGCAGUGACACUGCUACCUCGCAAUACUUAGCCGCGAGUGGGAAUGAACAUCCUCCGUUCCAGCCCGGCUUGCCUCCACCCACGACGACGGCGUCCACAUGGCAGUGAUGGGAUGAUAGAUUCGGAAGUUUGGAUUGAAGAGCGGGGCAUUGUGAAAGAAGGAAGGAAUGUUAUGUGAGGCAGAGGCGGUGUCGGCAGUGGUCUCUGAAGGGGACGACUACAUGUUCGCUUUACCGCUGAGAUGGGAAUGAUUGUGUACCUGUCGAAUACCUACCUCAGGGGUAUGAAUGAGAGGUGAGAGUUAGACGAUUCCACGCUUCCCCCUUUUUCUCAAGAAGGGGUUAUGUAUUGUACUACUAUCCGGGGAUUUCUUCAUGGUCGGGUGUUCAUGUUUCUCAAGGGGAAAGGGAAUAGGAUGGGCAGGAUGCAUGUGCGUUCUGGCUGGCACGAAGUACGGAGCACCUGAUCGAAAAGGAUAUCACAAUGAGUUGUAGAGAGACACGGGAGCGGGUCUAGUGUUCCGCCACCACCGCCUGUUAGCUAUGUAUACACAACAGCGAGAUGUGCUCGUGUGGAGU